UUGAAAACCAAUCAGCAAUUCAUUUAACAAAAGUUGAAUUAUCAUGGAGAUCUGAUACAAAAAUUCCUAAAACAAUUUGUAAAAUAAUUGAAAAUGAAAGUUUUUGGCAAGAUAUAAAAUCACUUUUUAAAGUUCUUAAACAACUUGUAAUAGAAAUUGCAUUAUUCGAAUCUGAUACACUACAAUUAGCCAUUCGAUUAACACCUGAUCAUGUUUUAAAGCUUGUAUAUAUUUAUAGUAAUUACAAAUUAACUCAGCCACGUGAGGAUUUUCAAAAAACAACCAGAGUUCUAAAUUCGGUAGAAUUAAAUAAUUAUGAAGUAGAAUCAUUUGAUGAAUCUUUUAAUAAUACAGAAGAUGAAAUUGAUGGUUAUGAUAUGGAAACAUUUUUAGAUGAGAUUGAUGACUAUGAUACGAAAACAUUUUUAGAAGAUUCGAAUAAUGAAAAUUAUGCUAAUACUGAUGAAGAUAGUAAUUUUAUUGUUCUAGAAUCAGAAA
Messenger RNA from Racocetra fulgida, 498 nucleotides. The record is from the annotation of a GenBank genome assembly. NCBI's taxonomy places the organism in Eukaryota, Fungi, Glomeromycota, Glomeromycetes, Diversisporales, Gigasporaceae.